Messenger RNA from Eremothecium cymbalariae DBVPG#7215, 1473 nucleotides. It is a transcript of the gene MFB1, whose product is annotated as Mfb1p. Gene Ontology annotation, molecular function: protein binding. Bases 1 to 1473 code for a protein of 490 amino acids. The transcript has a single exon. The record is from RefSeq and is a predicted model, not a curated record. Lineage: Eukaryota; Fungi; Ascomycota; Saccharomycetes; Saccharomycetales; Saccharomycetaceae.
AUGACUGAUGAACACUGGCUGAAAGUAAACGGAUGUAUCGGUAUGAGCGAUAUGAGUGAUUAUGUUACUUUAGAACAGUUGCCUUUAAAUAUAAUAUUUGGUAUUCUCACAUACUUAAGUCUUCAGGACUUACAGAAUGUUGCCCAGACCUGCAAGCUUUUGAGGGUUCUUUGUAAUGAGAGCAUUGCAUAUGGAAAGUAUUCUAAGGAUUCUAGCGUGAGGACAUCACGAACUCGACGGUUGAUGCAAGACUUUCUGUCUAUAUGUGAUGAUAGGCGAAAGAUAAUUAGGACUCUGACAAAUUAUAAUCUCACGAUUACAGAGGCUUUGGGAUACAUACAAACUCGGAUGGAUCUUGGCUCUUUCGACUUAGCCUACUCAGGAUCCGACGGUGAUGAGCAAACAUAUUGGAAGGCUAAACCGCACAACACAGAUGCUUUUAAAAGCACGACUAGUCCUCCUGACGGUGCAGAUAUCGUGGAAGAUUUGAGGUGUCCACAUUCGGGUUUAGACGAAUCAACACAACGGCAGGGUUUCGAAUGUGAUAGUGAACUCUCUGUUGAACCAGGCGAUCAGGAUGAUGAGGUUCCUUAUCUCGAACGAUCUCCGAUGCGUGUCUAUACCCCGCAGCUUCCACAUUCUGUCGUCCCAACAACAUUUAGGAAAAGGGCAGCCAGUGACUAUGACGGCUUGACCUAUUUGAAAAUACUUAAAGGUGCUUAUACGAUGGUUAUUACCUCUCCAAUAAAUACAAGAAGUUUACAAAGCAAGGAUAAUACUGAUAUAGAUAGAACUCCAACAAGAUCACGUAUUCAACACCAUCAGAUAGAUACAGUCUCUGGAAAAAAUUAUGUUACACCUAAUUCUGGGUCUUCUAACCAUCACAGGCUGUCGCCAGAAGCACUUUCAUUCCAUGUUUCACCCCAUUCAUCUCAUGGUGAUUCAGGAAGCUCGAUUUUUUCUGACACACCAAGGCUGUCAGAUGCUAUGAAUGCCCGUAGCUGGACAAUGGGCUACGAGUUGGAUCAUGUUUUUGAUGGACACUCUGGAGACUCAGAUUCCACUAACCCUACCGAGUAUAUUAAGCAAUUGCAGAAUUCGGUGAAGGUAAAGGACAAAGCAGUACUAUUUGAAAAAUUAUUAACUGAAAGUGCACAAAGAGCAAAAAUUAAAAGAGUAAAUGGCACAUUAUUUUUGGAAUCCAAAAGGGAUAUCUCACGGUGCUAUUUGGAAGAAUUGGAAAGGUGUAACUCAAAUGCACCGUUGGUAUCGCCAGACGACGCCAUCUCGAAUGCAAACGAUGAGGUAUGGGAUAAAAUAGCCCACACCGCAGUACAAGAGGGCUGGAAUAAAAUGAAGCGAGUCGAAAGAAAGUAUUCAAAUUCUGUCAACUCUCGUAGCACUCCUCAGAGAAGAACACAGCUCAAGGCUUUUGUAACUAAUGAUAAUAGAAUUUGUUAUGAAAGACUGUAG